Messenger RNA from Manihot esculenta (cassava), 792 nucleotides. Its product is annotated as ethylene-responsive transcription factor ERF018. Gene Ontology annotation, molecular function: DNA binding; DNA-binding transcription factor activity. NCBI's taxonomy places the organism in Eukaryota, Viridiplantae, Streptophyta, Magnoliopsida, Malpighiales, Euphorbiaceae. Bases 236 to 715 code for a protein of 159 amino acids. Gene Ontology annotation, biological process: regulation of DNA-templated transcription. The transcript has a single exon. The record is from RefSeq and is a predicted model, not a curated record.
UCCUACGCUCCUGCUUUCUCCACUUGUACACCUCCCCGGCUUUUUCUCCCAACUUCUACGUGGCACUUCCACAAGCCUCCACCGGCUCUAAUCACUACUCGCUAGCCAUUACGUCUAAUACUUGCCCUCUUCUUGCUCUUUAUUGCACUUCCAUAUCUCCAUUCUUUGCUUCUUCAUUUUAACGCAGAAAGCAGAAAAAAAAGGGGGGAAGAAUUGUGUUCGAGAUAUAGAAGAGAUGGUGAGACAGAGCGGUGCUAGAGCAGAGAGAAGAGACGGAGGAUAUAAGGGAGUGAGGAUGAGGAAAUGGGGGAAAUGGGUAGCGGAGAUUCGUCAACCAAACAGCAGAGGAAGAAUAUGGCUGGGAUCAUAUAAUACUGCAGAGGAGGCAGCUAGAGCUUAUGAUGCUGCCCUUUUUUGCCUUCGUGGACCUUCUGCCACUCUCAAUUUUCCAAUGAACCCACCGGAUAUUCAUUCCGCCACCGACCUUACUCCGUUGCAGAUUCGGGAGGCUGCAUUUAGGCACGCUAGGAGGGGUUCUGAGACAACGGCAUCACAAGAUUUGAAUUCUCGAGUUCCAGCAUCUGGGUUGUUCGAGGAAUCGUCAGAACUGCAUGGAGAGGUGUAUUUGCCUCUUACUGAUCACAGAGCAGAAAGUUUGGAUAAGAUUUCAGGUGGUGCAUAUUAUCAAGCACCUGGUGUGUGGACAGUUCAAUAGUUUUGUUUUCUAUAUAUAUUUCAUAUCAUGUCCUCCUCUUCUAUAAUACACCGACUUUGCUAGAGUCAAUCUUCGUA